This is a messenger RNA of Prorocentrum cordatum, 567 nucleotides long. Lineage: Eukaryota; Dinophyceae; Prorocentrales; Prorocentraceae. The record is from the annotation of a GenBank genome assembly.
GUCGCCAUCCUUGUCGACGAGUGCUACUACGAAUUCAUGGACCCAGCGACGACAGUGAAGGAUGAGGUCGCCAGCCUGCCGAACCUCUUUGUGUGCCGCACCUUCUCGAAGACCUGGGGCAUUCCCUCCCUGCGCAUGGGCUACCUCAUGAGCGCGAAGGAGAACGUGAACGCCCUCAGCGCGGUUCGCGGUCCCUACGACGUGAACCAGCUCGCCGUCGUCGCCUGCCAGGCGGCCCUGAAGGCCAGGAGCUACGUCGACGGGUACGUCGACGAGGUGAUGAGGCGAGCGAAGCCGAGACUCGAGGAGUUCCUCAAGGCGAAGGGGAUAGGAUUCUGGCCCUCGUGGGCCAACUUCAUCUUCUGCUACUUCUCGGACCCGCUGCCCCUAGAGGCCGAGCUGCGCUCGCGGGGCAUCCUUGUGCGCCCAAAGAAGGACGCGGAGGGCGUGACCGGCCUCCGCAUCUCCAUCGGGACCCUGGAGCAGAUCGAGCAGCUGUGCGGGGCGCUCGAGGAGCUGCUGCCCGGCAAGGGCGGCGAGCCAGCAGCAAAGAAGCCGAAGCUCUGA